Messenger RNA from Lonchura striata (white-rumped munia), 5811 nucleotides. NCBI's taxonomy places the organism in Eukaryota, Metazoa, Chordata, Aves, Passeriformes, Estrildidae. The record is from RefSeq and is a predicted model, not a curated record.
CCAAGAUGGCGGCGGCCUGAGGGCGCUGAUGGCGGGGCUGGCGCGGCGCCUCUUCUGCCGGGGCUUCUGCGCCCCGGCGGUGCCGCCGGGCACCCGCCAGCUGCGGCGGGCCGAGGAGGCCGCCCCGGUGUUCCAGUACGCGGGGAAGGCGGCCAAGCGCAAAGACCGUGUGUUCGUGUGGGGUUUCAGCUACUCGGGCGCCCUGGGCAUCCCCAGCUUCGUGAAGCCGGACGCGGGCUGGAAGAAGCCGCGGCGCAUCCAGGGCACGCCGUACCGCCUGGAGACGGAGGAGAAGAUAUCCUCUGCUGCCUGUGGUUAUGGAUUCACACUGCUGGCUUCUAAUACCAGAGACAUCACCAAAGUGUGGGGCAUGGGGCUCAACAAGGAUUCCCAGCUUGGAUUUCAGAGAAGCAGAAGAGAUCAAACUAAGGGCUAUGAAUAUGUCUUGGAACCAUCUCCAAUUCCAUUACCACUGGAGAAACCACAGCAAACUCGAGUCUUGCAAGUGUCCUGUGGGAGAGCGCAUUCCCUGGUCCUGACAGAUAGUGAAGGAGUUUUCACAAUGGGAAACAAUUCUUAUGGACAGUGUGGCCGGAAGGUUGUUGAAGAUGAAAUUUACAGUGGAAGCCAUCUCAUUCAUCAGCUGAAGGAAUUUGACAGCAGAGUUGUCCAGGUGGUGUGUGGGCAGGACCACAGUCUGUUUAGAACCAAGAAAGGUACAGUCUAUGCAUGUGGAUGGGGAGCUGAUGGACAAACAGGUCUUGGACACUAUAACAUCACCAGUGUUCCUACUAAGCUGCAUGGUGACAUUGCUGGAGUAAACAUUAUCCAGGUCUCUUCCUAUGGGGACUGUUGUCUGGCUGUUUCAGAUGAAGGAGAUGUCUUUGGUUGGGGAAAUUCAGAAUACUUGCAGUUGGCUUCUGUCACAGAAACCACACAGGUGAAUGUUCCCAGGCAUUUGCCAUUCAAGAUUGGGAAGAUAAAGGAGGCUGCCUGUGGAGGGACUGGCAACGUUGUGCUAACAGAAGAAGGAAAUGUUUUUGUCUGGGGAUAUGGAAUUCUUGGGAAAGGACCAAACCUAAUAGAGACAGCAGUGCCAGAGAUGAUCCCACCCAGCCUUUUUGGCUGGUCAGACUUCAAUCCAGACACCCGUGUUGCUCAUGUUCGCUGUGGACUCAGCCAAUUUGCAGCACUUACAAACAGAGGAGAACUGUUUGUGUGGGGGAAGAAUCUAAGAGGGUGCCUGGGAACUGGAAGAAUGGAAGACCAGUAUUUCCCAUGGAGAGUAAGGAUGGUGGUGACUGUACCCGGUGAGGUGGUGGAUGUGGCCUGUGGAGUUGAUCAUAUGGUCAGCAUGGUCAGGUCUUUCACCUAAGGAUGCUGCUGGGUCUCAGCACUGUACCAGGGCAGUGCAGAGACUUGGUGACAAGCUUCUUGGAAAGGAAAACUCACUUUAUGAAACCAAGGGACUGUGAGCAGAGACAGCCACAGCAGUGUCUGGGUGCUUUAUCAUCCCUGCAUUACUGGAAUGCUCUGCCUGGCUGCAGGAAGGAAGCACGUGCCCUGAGGAGUGUGGAAAUGCACAAAGGAGUGCUCUGGCUCCUGCGUGAUGAGCUCCCAGAGGAUCUGAGGCCCGGCCUCAAGCUGGUGAGCCCCUCUUUGCCUGAAGAUGAAGAGCAUCUCCCUUAAGGAAGACUGGCAUGGGAUGAAAUCUACAGCACAGAACAUUGAUACAUGGACAUUUCCUGUCACUAGCUCUGGAGUGUCAGCAUUGGGCAGAGCCAGACUAUAUCUCAAGGGAAAAUUUGUGUGGUUUUUAAUUACUAUGUGGAAGAGUGGUCAUGCUAGGUCUUGAAGCCCAGCACGGCUGUCCUGCAUGGCCACCCUCAGCUGCACUGUGCCCAGGCUGUUGUCCUGUGCAGAAACUGGAUGCACAGCCCUUGGAGGCAGUGAUGUGUCUCUGGGCUGUUGAUGGCUUUCUGUGUUAGUGCUAAAGACUGAACACCAAAGGAACACAUUCAAAGAGUGUUUGCAGGGGUAAGUACUAUUAAAUAAGACAGGCUCUCUGUGCUGCAGGAGGACAGAUGGAUGGUGACAGAAGCCAAUCUAGCUUAUUGAGGAAGGCUGGAAACAAAGCCCUGCAAAAUCCUGCUCAGGCAUGGAUGUGAGCAGUGCUCACUGCCCCUCAGGUACCUUUGUCUCCUUGUGCUGAUCACACAUCACUGCCUUUUUUUUUUUAUUCCCCACACCCUUUCUGUUUUCAGAAGUAUGGCUCUCAUUUGCAAUUAGCUGGGUAUUUCAGGAUUGCCUAGCAGGGGAAGGACUCUUAAUGGGUAAGAAGCAGAAUUUCAUUCCUUGGUACCUUCUUAGCAGUAAGUUGAUAGAGAUGGGAUGCAGUAGCUGUGAGUAUCUGUAGCAGGCACUUACCCAAUCUCACACCCAGGUGUGGGAAACUGUCUCCUGUGAAACAGUCCAAACAUCAGGCAGAGUUUUGUCUUUUCUCUCUGUGUGGGGUACUUCUAGUGUGCAAACUAUUUUGGUGGAAUCCAAGGUAGUAGGUUUUCAAUAAAGUGAUUAUAAAAUCUUUAUCCGUAGUAAUAGGAAUAUUCUUGAGCAUGAUUUGCUCAUGCAUUGAUUGGAUCUGCAUUCGAAGUGCAGCAUUUUGGUUCACAGUUAUGUGAUGGGAAACCACUUCUGUCAGCUGAGCCAGCUCCACACCUGCAGGACUGAUAGUGCUGUAGUCAGGCAUUGCAUCCAUGGCCCCAUGGGACGCCACCAUGUUGGCUUCAUUAGAUGACAUUCUGUACCAAAACUCAAUGUGUAAACUUUACCUUGGUUAAAUAAGUUCUGAAGGGUUUGCAUAAAAGAUAGGAAAGGUGAACCAAAGUACAUGGAAAUAGAGACACCUCUCUUGAGUAUUUGUUGAGUAGUAGUUUCUGUGUAACAGGUAUUGCUGGGUGGGGAGGCAGAACUGCUGCUAUGAAACUGGCAGACUUCACUACUCUGAGCUCCCAUUUGGUUGGCUUUAAUUUACACCUGAUUCUACAUGCAACCUGGGCGACUUGCAGUGCCCAAGCCUGUCUUGUUGGCCUUAUGGGAGUAGGUUUGCCCUUUCAACUAGAGGAGGCUUAUUAAACAUGGAAAACACAUAGAAAAACUGGUGAGAAAGGUGUUCCAAACAGUUCUCCAUGGAUGUUGCUGUUGAGGUGGGCUGGUUAGUGCUGGGCUCUCAGCUGCUCCCAUUUCCCAUUCCCAGCUGCUUCCCAAUGCACUUUGGGGCUGGGCCUUCUGAAGAGCUGGGUUGAGUCCUUGUCUUGCAUUCUUGCUGUACAAUAAAUUGCAAAUUUUUGUUAAUGAGAUGCCAGUGAGGUCCUCAGCCCUCAGUAGGAGUGUUGUAUGGCUUAAUGCAAUGGGGGUGUUUGUGCCUCCACUGCAGUGGUUGUGGACAUUCUCAGACAUGUUGCUUGUGGGAGCAAGGUUAGUGGCAGUGAGGGCAGCAAGCACCAGCACUUACCCAUGGUUUGGUUACAGUGUGGGGGGAGCAUUUUGACUUUAGCCAGGUGACCCCAACCUGCUCUGUCAUCCCUCCCCCAUCAACAGGACAGGGAGAGAGAAUCUGAAGGAAAACAUGUGGGUUGGAACAGGAACAGGGACCUGUUACCAUCAUGGGCACAGCAAACUCAGUCUGGAGAGAUUAUUGCCAAUGAAAUAGAGCAGGGUAAUGAGGAAUUAGUAUGUUUUAAUAGAAGUCUAACAGUGCCUUUGCCACACAUCUCCCUUCUUCCCAGGCUCAGCUCUGCUCCUGACUUUACUACUUCUUCAUCUCCUCUACUGACCCUUGUAUUUACAUGGUUGUCUGUCUCAGAUUCUUACUCCUUUCUUUUGGCUGCUGCUGUGCAGCAGUUUUUCUCCUUUCUAAAAUACAGUUCUUUGAGAGCUGCUGUUGCUGAUGGCUCAGUGUUAGCUCAGAAAAAGAAAAUGCCCUCUUCCCUGCCACACCCCCUUGUCUGUUGAGGGCAGAUCCAACCUGUGUGGCUUAUGCUCCUCCUGCAGGAUCAGGGCCACACAGGAGCCUGGCUGUGCUGGGGUAGCUUCAGGUCACUGCCAUUGUGAACUGCAAAGCGACUUUGCAUCAUUUUGUCCUUCAAAGUAUGGCAAAGUAGACAGCCCAAAAUAUACCAGCAACCCUAAAUAUACCUGCAGUGAGGGAGUGUAUGGGCCAAGGAGGCACUUGGGGAGCAGCUCAAAUUAGAACUAGAAUAACCUACUUGAUUUGGCAUUGAUGACACAAGUGAUUUGUCCUCAGAUGAGCACUGUGCUGGCGUGUUUGGCUUAAAAUAGCCCAGAAGGGCUUUGGGAUGGUCCCCUGGUGCCGAGCCCUGUGCAGGAACAGCUCCAAGCACUGCAGUGGCCCAGCAGGGUUGCCACAGCAGCUGAGGGCUGCAGGAGCUGCAGGAAGGAUGGGGGAGAGAUUCAGGUCCAAGUGUACCUGCACAAGCUCAGGCCUCCACACCCCACCAUCCCAAGGGGUUCUGGCAAAUCCCUGCUGGGGAGCUGAAUCCAGCACGGCUGCUGGGCUGCCCUGCAGCCCCCACACAGCAAAGCUGUCUCAUCUGUCAGCAGACGGGCCCACUGGGAGUAAAACACAUGAACACCUGUAAGACAAAGAUUAUCUUAGGCACUUGCUGUGUUACAACAGACUUUUCUCUACAGGAUCCUUCGAAAACAGAUGAGUCAGAGAACUAAUAAUUAGCCUUAGGCAUUCAGAAUACUCCUGGAACAAUAUUACUUCACUGUGCUUCAUCAUAACUCAUAAAAAUACAUUUUUGUAACAUUUUUUGCAAGGGGCUGGAAUAUCCCCCAUCUCCCUCCAGUGCCCCAGCACCUCCUGCUCAAAGGGGUGAGCCUGGGCAGGUGAGCUAAGAAAAACACUGAUAGGAGAAGGCAUCAGUGUCUUGGGGUCUGGACACCAGUCCUCAGUCCUGUCAUUUACCUUAAGAUGCCAUUUGCUUUUGUGGGUAGUUGCAGGCAGUGUUAAGGUUGUGUGGCAGUAUCUGUGCUUAUUCAUUUGGGUUUUUGUUUUACUGGCUUAAACCCUUGAGGCAGUGCUCUGCAUUAAGGCUGUAUUCCAUAUUAACACUCCCUCAGUUAAUUUCUUACAUGAAUGUUUUAACACUUGAUCAUGAGACUAAACAAUGGAUUACACUAUACUAAAAAGGAGAUGCUUUUCUUGACUACAGUUUAUGUAGAUGAGCUGCUUCCCUUUAAAUGGUUAAAACUGUAAUAGGGUGAUGAUGUGUCUGAUUUCACUGUUUUUCUUGCACACUUCACACAGGUUAUUCAGCUUUUUCUUGCAGACCAUGUGACAAUGGUACUGUGCACCACGCUGCUGUCUGAGACUCAGGACCCACAGUGCCUGCCCUAAAAUAGUCCAUGAGGAGGCUGAGUUUGUUCCCCUGCCCCUGCUGGGGUGCAGGGCUCUGGGGGUGUCCUGCCAGCAUCUCUGGGGGGCUGCCCAGACUCCUGGGCACUCUGCAGUGAGCAGGUAAAACUGCAUCUGGCAAAUACACUAGCAGCAUCUCACUGACCUCUUAUUUUCAAAGAAGAGGAUAGGGCAAGUUUGGUGGCUUCCAGAGAACAGCUGGAGCAUGGAGAUGGUGGUGGGUUUCAUUUUUAGGGGUACAAUGCACCCAGAGACAGGACCUGGCCACCAGAGAGACUUAGGGAUGUCUGGUGGCCUUCCUAAACUCUGUGUGUGUGUGAGUGACACCUAACAUGGCUGUAGGUGAAAUAAAUGAGUUACAUCUUGCA